AUGGGGCCUGCAGUGGAGUGGCAGGGACGUUUCAGGGCAGUGUGGAAGGAUGCUGGGAGGUCAGUGCUGCAGCAGGGAGCAGCGGCAGCAGUGGCCCGAGUGGUAGCGCUGGCGCUCAUGCCACAAACGUUGACAGUGGGGCGGGCAGUGGGGCGGGCAGAGGACUCAGGCCCAGCAGGCACAGCAGCUGUGGCCCACAGCGACGGCCAGGGGAGGGCAGCAGCAGGGAAGCGAGCCGGUGCAGUGGCGGUCAGUUGCCUUGGUGGGGAUGAGGAUGAUUCGUCCCGAUGCUCUGCAGCAGUUGGAGAGGCAACGAGGCAUGAGGAGAGGAGGAGAGAGGGCCAAGUGGAGGAAGAGCAGGGGUGUGAUGAGAUGGCGGAGCAGGGGUGUGAUGAGAUGGCGGAGCAGGGAGAAGAGGAAGAAGCAGAGGAGCAAGGCAGUGGGGAUGAGGAGGGGCGAGAGGAAGUCGCUAGAGUUGAGGCAGUGGGAGGGGAGGGGGUGUGGCAGCGGCUUAUGGCAAGGCGAGUGCGGCAAGCAGCCUGCAAGGCACAUGUGCUCUCCACGCCCCUCCCAUCGUGGACUGGCCGUCAUCGCAUGCCUGACCUCCCACUCUCCCCAUCCGGCUAUCCUCCCUCCUCGUUCUCCCCAACCACUUCCUCCUUCUCUUCCUCGUCUUCCUCCUCUCCCUGGCUCUACCCCCCCUAUCGCAGUGCCUCCUGGCCCCUUACCUCCUCCUCUCACUCCUCUCGCUCCUCUCGCACCUCCUCCUCCUCGUCGUUUUCCUCAUCCCCCUCCUCCUUGUCCUUCUCCUCCCUCUCCUCCUCCUCUCCUUGGGCCUACCCACCCUACCGCAGUGCCUCCGUGCCACCUGCCUCCACCUCCUCCUCUCCCUUUCACUCCUUUCGCUCCUCCUCCUCCGCCCUUGUUCCCCUCCACGUGCCUUCCCCACCAACCCUCUCACAGUUUUCUGCAUUUAACCAGACACCCAUCCCCACCACAACAAACCCCCGCUCCUCUGCACCCACUGCCAACCCCUGUCUCUCACCCGCCUCCCCUGCCCACUCCCGCCUGCCCUGUCACUCCAGUCACGAGCCUACCGCCCCAGGAACCCCCCUUUCUAGUGCCCCCACAAGCUGCGACUCUCUGCGCCCAGCCCUGCGCACGAGCCCACGCUAUCAGCAAGGCAGAGCGGGUCAAUCUCCGGCUUUGAAUCGCAGUGUGUCAUGGGCUGACGCACAGGGGAAGGCUCUGACAGAGGAGCUUCAGUUCUCCACGCGCACAUAG
Messenger RNA from Closterium sp. Yama58-4, 1284 nucleotides. The record is from the annotation of a GenBank genome assembly. Lineage: Eukaryota; Viridiplantae; Streptophyta; Zygnematophyceae; Desmidiales; Closteriaceae.